GGCUGCUUGUUCAUUGGAAAACAAUAGAGACAGCACAACAGAGUUUGGCUAGUUUGUUGCUACAUUUUGUUUUUCGUUCUCAAUAAUUCUGGGGUACAGAGUCGAUGGGUCUGAGUUUCCGGACGUAGUACUGAUUGGGAUACAUUUGACAAAAGCGACAAUAUCAUAUUUGGUUACAUCCGUAACUUGCAAGGUAUUUAGCCACUAAAGUAGCUAGGAAUCGAAUAGUUUAGUGAACCACUGAUCAGCUGUUUCGAGUUUUUAAGUAACUUUGAGUUCAUUUCGUAGAGAGAGAUUUUUCUGUGUAAUUAUUCAGUUUCAUCAUUUGGCAAAAUGUUAGGACGAGGUGGUUGUUUCAUCCAUGUAACCAGCUGGCUGGGCAAUGGUUGUGUCGGUUUUAAAUAGCUAAGUUUGCUAGCUUGCCAGUUUACUCGCUUUCCAGAAUGAGACGAGAGUUGCUAGCUAACGUUAGCUUUUAAAAUUAGCUAGCGGUAGUUUUUACAUGUAACUAACGUUUAUAUAUGAAACCGAAGAGCUGAAAGUGUGAUUUCCCACAAAACAUGUUGUUGGUUGACUGAGAGAACUAUGUAGUUUUCUAGUUAACCUAGUCCGAGAACGUGGUACUUUUAGUGGUUUUAGUUGGCUAACUUCGAAACUUUAGGGGAAAGUUUAACCGGAGCUAGCUGGUCGUAUUUCAAUUGCUGAAUUUAUUAUUCCAUGGUGGAACUUUUCGUCAGGAUUGUUGUUAACAAACUAGGCGCAGAUUCUGUUGAAAUGAGCUAAUAUGUAGUGAAACGUUUCUCAAAUGUGUCUGUUCACAAUGUGAUGGAUGUUAACGAGAUUUUUUUUAUAUGGCCUUAUGACCACAGGUAGCAAGUUAGCUCGCUAAGUAAAUAGUCGAGAUUGUCGGCUACGUCUACCUUGCUGGUUAUCGAGUUAUAUUAUAAUGUUUAUGGGUUAUAACACCACACAUCGCUGGCGUAUGUUAACGUCACUUUUUUAUUUUACAUUAGCUUGUUCUGCAAAAAUCUGACAUUGAUUUGCAGCGUGGUUGGUCACUGUGUGUCUGAUUUUAUUAUGUGGUUCAUUAGAAUACCGGUAAUUGAGGCUAAAUAACGGGUAAAUUUACUGGUUUUCGUUGUAAUUUGGAGCGCAUUAGGGAAAUUGACAACAUGGAAGCGGUUCUGGAUUUGUAAAGGAAAGAGAGAACGCCCACGCAGAGAGGCGCAACUGUAGCAUUAUUUAUUUCAUCAGAACAACUGAAUUCCAAUCCCCAAAUAUAGACCUAACUCGAGGUUUAUAUGCUUAUUGAUGAUGGCGGACUUUGUUGCGCCGCGACACAGCGCGGUGAUGGAGCGACUCCGCCGGCGGAUCGAACUCUUCAGGCGGCACCACACCAGCUGCGAGACCCGAUACGACAACACAGCGAUGGACCGGUUGGAGUUGGACCAGCAGCAAACUUUCGCACUGCACCAGCGCUGCUUGCAGACCAAGGCCAAGCGUUCGAGCAAGCACAGACAGCCGCAGCCAGCGUCUGACCAGACGGGACUGAGAGCCACAGGCACCGGCGGCAGUGCCUCAGACCCCACCGACAGUGCAGCAGUAGAGAGCAGAAACAACAUUCGGAGCGCACUGUCGGAGUCUGUAAAGAGGAAGUUGGAGAGCUCUGGCUCGCCCCUCGGAGGGGGGCAGGUAAACGGUUUUCGGGACGGCUACCCCCCGCCCCCUAAGAAGCCCAGCCUGGAGGACGCCCUCGGCGGGGUGAACGGGACGGCUAACGGGGGCCUGCCGCCCCGCUCCCCGCGGGACACCAAGCACGGGCUGGGCCUGGAGGCCCUGGUGCCCAACGGGACGCGCGCGGAGCCCAACGGUCCGUCGCACCCCGACCGCCCGCGCAGCCAGGACGGGGACCCGCGGCUGAAGGACAUGAAGCAGGAGCCCGUGGAGGACAUCCUGCCCUGCAUGCUGCCCUCCGGGGGCAACAUGGCGAACAGCAGCCUCUUCCCCGACCUCAACCUGAACGAGCAGGAGUGGAAGGAGCUGAUGGAGGAGCUGAGCGGGUCGGGGGUGUACGAGGACAUGCAGGACAUCUUCAACGACGGCUUCGAGGACCGCAAGGACCCCGAGCUGGCCUCGGCCGGCCUGCAGGGCGGCGCUCUGCCCUCCGACCCCGUCAACGUGAAGGCCGAGUUCUCCCCGGCCCCGCCCGCCUUCGAGCAGGAGCCCCCGGCCGGCUCUCCCCAGGUCAGGCCCAUCUCCUCCGGGCCCCCGCUGGGCUGCGGCUCUCCCGCGGGGUCCUCCAGCGGCCCCGCCCAGUCCCCGGCCCUAUCCCAGCCUCCCCGGCUCCCGCAGGGCCUGCUCCUACCCGCCUCGUCCCCCAAAGACCUGUCUCCUGCUCAGCAGCUGCAGCAGAUGGCCGCACGGGAGCAGCAGAGGGCGCAGCUGAUGCAGACGCAGCCGCAGCUGGGGCAGAACCAGCUGACGCAAGCGCAGCUGGGGCAAAAGCAGCUAGCGCAAGCGCAGCUGGGGCAAAAGCAGCUAGCGCAGUCGCAGAUGGGGCAGAAGCAGCUGGCGCAGGCUCAGCUGGGGCAGAAGCAGCUGACGCAGGCACAGCUAGCGCAGUCGAAGCUGGGGCAGAAGCAGCUAGCGCAGGCACAGCUAGCGCAGGCUCAGCUGGGGCAGAAGCAGCUAGCGCAGUCGCAACUCGGGCAGCAGCAGCAGAUGGCGCAGUCGCAGCUGGGUCAAAAGCAGCUGACGCAGUCGCAGUUGGCGCAGCUAGCGCAGUCGCAGCUGGGGCAGAAGCAGCUAGCGCAGUCGCAGCUAGCCCAAUCGCAGCUAGCCCAAUCGCAGCUAGCCCAAUCACAGCUAGCGCAGUCGCAGCUAGCCCAGAAGCAGCUAGCGCAGUCGCAGCUCACCCAGGCCCAGCUCACCCAGGCCCAGAUGCAGAAGCAGAAGCAGCAGCAGCAGCAGCAGCAAGCGGCCAAAUUCCACGCCGCCAACGCCCCGUCGUCAUGGCCACAGGCCGCGCCCUCCCAGAGCCCGCUGGGCGGAGCCUACAGCCUGGAGAAGCCGUCCAGCCCCGCCCUGUACCAGCAGGACUUCCCCAACGCCAAGCCGCAGCUGCUGCUGCCCGCCCCGCCCAACAAGGGCUCCCCCAAAGCCGGGGCGGGCGCCUACAUGCAGCCAGGGGCGCACCCCAACAUGCUCGGCCACGCCCAGCCCAACGCGCUGGGCCAGAACGCCGCCGGGGGCCAGGCCUCCAUGCUGGACUACACCAACACCAAGCCCCUGUCCCACUACGACGGGGCCCAGCCGGGGCCCCAGGGGCCCGCGCAGAGCAAGGCCGCCCUCCUGUCCCUGAUUCGCCAGCAGCCCAUGAAGCAGAAGCCGGGUCUGCCCUUCCGCCCCCACCUGCCCCCCCACGCCCAGCAGGAGCAGAAUGCUUACACAGCUGGCGCCCACAUCCCGGGACCUCCUGCAACCAUGGCAACGCAGCCGCCCGGAAACCAUGGCAACGCGGCGUACAUGAACAGCCAGACGGCAGCGCUGAAGCAGAUGCAGACGCAGUUCCUCAUGGGCCAGAGACAGCACAUCAUGGCUGAACAGGAGAAACAGCGGCAGCAGCAGGAGCAGCAGCUGCAGAGGCACCUGACCCGCCCUCCCCCUCAGUAUCAGGACCAGCAGAACCCCCAGCAUCCCUUUCAGCAGCAGCAGCAGCAGCAGCAACAACAGCAGCAGCAGCAGCAACAACAGCAGCAGCAGGUUAACCAGUUUACAGGCUCCUCCCAGUCCCUGGCGGGCGUGGGCCUGCCUUGCGGCUCUGCCCCCGGGGGGCAGCGCAUGUUCUCUCAGGCGCAGAGCAUGAUGGGAAUGGGGGUGGCGCAGAGCGGAGGUCCGUCAGCCGGGGCGCCCCCUGCAGUCAGUCAGGCGGACAUGGCGCCCUACAGCAACAUGAGCCUCCACCCGCACCCUGCCCAAACCCAGCGGGCGCCCGGCGGUGCCAUGCCCGCAGCCUACAGGCAGAACCAGAACCUGCUGGCCCAGCAGCACCUCAAGGCCCAGCCCAACCCGGCCAUGCCCAACCCGGCCCUGCUCAAGCAGCAGCAGCAGCUGGCCCGCAUGCCCAACGCCAUGGCAGGCUCUCUGCCCAACACGCUGCCCAACGCUCUCCCCAACGCGCUGCCCGCCAGUGUGCCCAUGCAGGCCCAGCCCUGGCAGCAGCAGCAGCAGCAGCAGCAGCAUCCCAGCAUGCAACAGGCCAUGACCACGCAAGCGGUGGCUGGGAACGGGGGCCUCCAGGUGUUCGGGAACGCCAACUUCCACGCCCAGGCGCGCCUCCCCAAAUUGCCCGGCUCCACAGCCUUUCCCCAGGCAGCCCUGAGCAGCGGCCGGCCCCAGAUGAUGGCAGCGCACCCCCAGCAAAGGACCAACCCCGCCCUGGCCCCCCAGCCACACCCUCAGCCCCUAGCCCCUCCCCCCCAGCAGCAGGGUCAGCCCCUAGCCCCUCCUCCCUCGCAGCAGGGGCAGCAGGUGUUGUCGGGCGUCAACCUGCCUGACCUCGGCGCCUUCGGCCAAUCGCAGAGCAGCCAGAUGACCAACCGCACCGGCAUGCAGUGCAACCAGGGCUACCCCGUGAACAGGACAGCCAAUCAGGAGCUUCCGUUCGGCUACGGCGGCCAAUCGGGGAACGGUUUGGCCAGCUUCCCUGUGGAUAGCGACCUCAUGGAAACGUUUCUGAAGAACCAGACCGCGCAGGACUGGAUGGAUGACCUGGACGAGCUCCUGGCCAAUCACCAGUGAGGGCAACGUGUCUCCAGUGAGGGUUAAUUGUUUACCGGCCAAUCGCUGAUGGUGUAAGUGGAGUCACCGACGAAUCGCCACCGAGUACUGUUGGGUCAUCGGCCAAUGGGCACUGAGUUGGACAGUAUGUCUGUUACAUUUGUGUGCGAGUUGUUUUGUAACGUGUGACGCUCGUACACUGGACCAAAAGCCCGUGGUCUGACGUGUUCUCCGGGCUGAAAGUGUAAAGAUGAAUAUUCUACUACUGAACCUGUGGCUCAGAUUUAAACCACUGAUUCCAGUCACAGCACAUGGAUGAGCAGAUAUCUCACGGCUUUUAUCCUGCAGUCCAGGGGUGACCAGUCCUAUCCGAAAAGGGACGGUGUGGGUGCAGGUUUCGCCAUGACAACCGAUUUAACUAAUCCUGGUCUUCAGUCAGGACAUUGGUCAUUAGAAUCAGAUGUCUUGGUGCUGGGCUAAAACAUUACAUUCGUUUUUUAGCUCACGAUUUUAUCCAAAACGACUUGCAGUUGAUUAGACUAAGCAGGGGACAAUCCCCCUUGGGGCAAUGGAGGGUUAAGGGCCUUGCUCAAGGGCCUGACAGCUGUACAGAUAUCUCCGGUGGCUUGAACCAGUAAUCUUCUGGCUCCCAGCCAUGUGCCUUAGCCACUAGGCUACAGGCAGCCCCUCCGCCCACACCAGCCCUUUUUGGGUAAGAUUGGACACUCCUGCUGUAAUCUGACAUAUGGAGCUGGGGCGGGGGGAGGAGGUCGGAGCAUUUGGCCAAUUUCUGAGCUUCUCGCGCAGCUCAAGGUGGUGGCAACCAGAAUUCAGUGUAGAUGUCAGGCUAUGAAGUCCGUCUGAACAGCUGGCGCGAAGGAGGGGGGAUGCGUGCUAUUGCGACUAUCCACUCACUCCCCGCGUGGGCCGUAUCCACGCACGCCCUUACAGCCUGCGUGACGUCCUCUGGAAGUCAUCGCAAAUGUGUUACUCAGACCUCCUCCCCCAGGCUCCUCCUGGUUGAAUCGAGUCCCCAGCCCUCGCCUGACCCCGCCUCCGCCUCAGCGGACGAGCUCGCCCGCACGUUGCAUUC
This is a messenger RNA of Conger conger (European conger), 5872 nucleotides long. It is a transcript of the gene maml1, whose product is annotated as mastermind-like transcriptional coactivator 1. The coding region runs from base 1312 to 4800 and encodes 1162 amino acids. Gene Ontology annotation, biological process: positive regulation of transcription of Notch receptor target; Notch signaling pathway. Gene Ontology annotation, molecular function: transcription coactivator activity. Gene Ontology annotation, cellular component: nuclear speck; nucleoplasm. The transcript has 5 exons. NCBI's taxonomy places the organism in Eukaryota, Metazoa, Chordata, Actinopteri, Anguilliformes, Congridae. The record is from RefSeq and is a predicted model, not a curated record.